Messenger RNA from Myxozyma melibiosi, 2722 nucleotides. RefSeq lists its product as uncharacterized. Bases 69 to 2681 code for a protein of 870 amino acids. The transcript has 3 exons. Gene Ontology annotation, molecular function: transcription coactivator activity; DNA binding; protein binding. Gene Ontology annotation, cellular component: MBF transcription complex; SBF transcription complex. Lineage: Eukaryota; Fungi; Ascomycota; Lipomycetes; Lipomycetales; Lipomycetaceae. The record is from RefSeq and is a predicted model, not a curated record.
CUCCUCCUCUGCUACUUCCCUGCUCAAUUGCUGCUGCUCUUCUUCUUGUUGACUGCUUCUCGUUGUUUAUGAAUAAUCCAGCAGACGCUGCUGAAUCCCCUUCUCUAUUCACAGAUUCUGUCAUGUCCGGGUCGCGUACCUCCACUCCGCACUCGCAGGAGACUCCGCCGCCGCCUCAGCUCCUCUCGCAGGCACCGGCCACCUCCUCCAUAUACACCGCCGUCUACUCUGGCAUCCCCGUCUACGAAAUGAUGGUCAACGGCGUAGCCGUCAUGCGCCGCCGCUCAGAUUCCUACCUCAACGCAACCCAGAUCCUCAAAGUCGGCGGCGUCGACAAAGGCCGUCGGACAAAGAUCCUCGAGAAAGAGAUCCACACGGGCGAGCACGAAAAGGUCCAGGGCGGCUACGGCAAGUACCAGGGCACCUGGAUCCCGUUCGCGCGCGGCCGCGAGUUUUGCCGGCAGUACUCGGUCGAAGACGUUCUUCUGCCACUGCUUAACUUUGAUCCCGCCGCGCCCCAGAGCGAGCAGACGCCUACCAAAGAACAAGCUAUGGCCGCCAGGCGGAAGCAGAUGUACGCAGUCGCUUCCGCCCAGAGCAGUAUUACCUCUCAACCAGGCAACGGUAGCCAGCAGCAACCCGCGCCCGCUCCGCAACUGCAACAGCAGCAGUCCUCCUUCGCGACGCCAAUGUCCUCUGCCACAGCCGCGCUCAACGCACUAGGAAAAGCAGCUUCACGCGCGUCCUUUUCGGCCGCAAGCGACGCGGCGACAGUUAGCAGACAGCCGACAGAAGCCAUGGGCUCGUUCUCUGGCGAGACCGCCACCGACGUCGACGACGACGAACCGCUCGCGGACGCAGACGGACCUCCUCGGAAACGCUCACGCACCGAGAUCGAUACGCAAUUCCAACCCCCUCUCCCACAGCAACACUCACAACAACAGCAGCAACACACCGACCCGCCUCCCUCCCGCGAACAACCGCUCGACCCCCUCGACCAGCACGCGCUCGGCGCGACAUACGAGCAAUCCAGACAAAUCAUGACGCAGAUAUUCAUGACCAACGAGACCUCUGGCGUCUCGCAGAUCUCGCUCCUCGACAACGCAAACACGCCGCACGUCGACGUCGACGUCGCGAUCGACGACGUCGGCCACGCGUCGCUGCACUGGGCGGCCGCGCUCGCGCGCGUGCAGCUCGUGCGCGACCUUGUCUCGCGCGGAGCCGAUCCGCGACGGGGAAACUACGCGGGCGAGACCGCGCUCGUGAGAGCAGUUACCGUGACGAAUAACCUCGACCAGUCGACGUUCCCCGCCAUCCUCGACCUGCUGCAUCCUGCGAUCGCGCUGACCGACAAACUCAACCGCACGGUGCUGCACCACAUCGCGCUGACGGCGGGAAUCAAAGGCCGCGCGGCCGCGAGCAGGUACUACCUCGAAUGCCUACUCGAGUGGAUCGUCCGGCACGGCGGCGCGCCCGAGCAAGGCGGUCUGAGUCUCGGCCGGUUCAUGUCGGAGGUCGUGAACGCGCAGGACAAGAACGGCGACACGUCGCUCAACAUCGCGGCGCGGAUCGGAAACAAGGCGAUCGUGCAGCAGCUGCUCGAGGUCGGCGCCGACGCGAGCAUUCCGAAUCGCGCGGGGUUAAGGCCGGUUGAUUUCGGUGUGGGGCCUGAACUUGGCGAGGCGGCAGCGCAGCAGGCGCAGCAGCAGCCUACGCAGUGGUUGCGCAAGAGCGCGGCGUUGGUUCCGCCGGCGGUGCAGCAGAAGAGCGAAGAUAUUAUCGCCUCAAUGACAUUAAUGAUCUCGACCCUCGACAAAGACUUCCAAGAAGAACUACAAGCCAAGCAAACCGCGCUCGACCAACUGCACCAGCGACUGCGCGAGGCGACGGUGACGCUGACGCGCGCGCGCACAAAGACCGAGCACUUGCGCCGGCGCGCAAACAAGCUGAACGAGCUGCAGCAGCGCGACCGGAAUCUCGAGAACGCGAUCCGCGAGGAAGACGCGCGGUUCCGGGCUGCGGCGGCGAUCGGUGCUGCUGUUGCUGCUGUCGCUGCGUCUGCUGCUGGUGCUCCUAGUGCGGAUAAUACUCUCAGCGAAGAGAAGAAGCGACGGAUGGAGCAAGAGCCGGCGUCGGAUGAGGUUAUGAACGUAGGCGAGGGCGGGGACGUGACGAUGGCGGAUUUGGACGCGAUUGAUGGCCGGCCGGAUACCAAUCACAGUCAUGCGGACGAGGAGAUUCCGGCGGAUAUCGACGCCGAUAGUGCGUUUAAGAUCGAAGGGGUUGAGGUUGAGCAGAGCGGCGGGGGAGGAAGUGGGGAGGGGGUGAAUGGGAGUAGUAGUCUCGAGCAGUCGACUACACCAACAACAACGACAACAACGAAGGAGUCUACUACUAUCAAAUUCACCGCCCCCCUCCCCCCACUCGCCGUCCUCCGCGCCCGCGUCUCAGCAUACAAGCGCAACCGCGCGCACCUCUCCUCGCUCGCGCGCGACCUACGAAGCCGGAGCUCAGACUUGGAAGACAAGUUCCGCGGAGUUGUAGCGAAAUGCACGGGCGUGGAGAAGAGCCGGGUGGACUCGUUGCUCGAGGGACUCGUGCAGGCUGUCGAGAGCGAUCCGGGAGAGGUCGAUAUGGUGCGCGUCGCGGGGUUUUUGAGGAAUGUGGAUGAUGCGCAGUAGUAUUGAAGAUUGAUGGGGAAGUUUGGUGUUUGUAUUAGUGU